This is a messenger RNA of Periophthalmus magnuspinnatus, 2929 nucleotides long. RefSeq names its product DnaJ (Hsp40) homolog, subfamily C, member 6 (gene dnajc6). Gene Ontology annotation, cellular component: postsynaptic density; intracellular membrane-bounded organelle; cytoplasm. Gene Ontology annotation, molecular function: protein tyrosine phosphatase activity; clathrin binding. The record is from RefSeq and is a predicted model, not a curated record. Lineage: Eukaryota; Metazoa; Chordata; Actinopteri; Gobiiformes; Gobiidae. Gene Ontology annotation, biological process: protein dephosphorylation; clathrin-dependent endocytosis; synaptic vesicle uncoating. The transcript is spliced from 18 exons. The coding region runs from base 118 to 2706 and encodes 862 amino acids.
GGCGGAGGCGCAGGCGGAGGCAGUGUGCUCGGGGGCAGUGUGCUCGGGCUCGGAGGCUCCAUCGCGGCCACCCUCGGACCAAAGGCGACCCCGCUGAGAGAGGAGGACUGCAGCACCAUGGAGAGCGCAGAUAUGGAUGCUAACUAUGGAGGGGGACUGUUGGACAUGGUCAAAGGAGGAGCAGGGAAGUUCUUCAGUAACUUCAAGGACAACCUGAAGGACACUCUGAAGGACACGUCUACAAAGGUCAUGCACCAGGUCGCCACAUACACCAAAGGAGAGCUGGACAUCGCUUACAUCACAUCCAGGAUCAUAGUGAUGACCUACCCAGCUGAGUCGGUGCAGAUUGGCUACCAGAACCAUGUGGAGGACAUGCGCUCGUUCCUGGACAGUCGCCAUGCUGACCACUACACCGUCUUCAACCUGUCACAGCGGAACUACCGUGGCGCCAAGUUCUCCAACAGGGUCUCCGAGUGUAACUGGCCCUCCCGACAGGCCCCUAGUCUGCACAACCUCUUUGCCGUCUGUAAAAACAUGCACAACUGGCUCAAACAGAACCCCAAGAAUGUGUGCGUCAUCACCUGCUCGGAUGGGCGCGCUCCUUCGGGCGUUCUGGUUUGUGCCAUGUUCUGCUUCUGUCGUCUCUUGACAAACCCGGUCCCCGCCAUGCAGCUGCUCAGUGCCAAGAGGCCAGGCUCCGGUCUGUGGCCAUCCCACCGCAGGUACAUUGGCUAUGUGUGCAGCAUGGUGUCAGAGAAGCCCAGUCUGCCCCACUCUAAGCCCCUCCUCAUUAAAGCGGUCACCAUGAGUCCUGUCCCCUACUUCAACAAGCAGCGCACCGGCUGUCGGCCAUUUUGUGACGUCCUCAUCGGGGAGACCAAGAUUUUCACAACGGCACAAGAGUAUGAGAGGAUGAGGGAGCAUCGGGUUCAGGAGGGUAAAGUGCUCUGUGACCUCGGGGUGAGUGUCCAGGGAGACGUGGUCAUCGCUGUUUAUCACAUGAGGUCGACUAUAGGAGGACGUCUGCAGGCCAAGACGUCCAACACUCAGAUAUUCCAGAUUCAGUUCCACACCGGCUUCAUCACUCCUGGCACCACUGUACUAAAGUUUAACAAGCCGGAGCUGGAUGCCUGUGAUGCUCCAGAGAAGUAUCCUCAGCUAUUCCACGUGGUUCUGGACGUGGAGGUGGAGGCGGUGGACAGACAGAAGGACCUGACUCCUCCCUGGGAGCAGUUUCCCUGUAAAGACCUGAGCCCAAACGUCCUGUUCUCCUGCCACCAAGAACACCAGGACGCCCUGGCCAUAGCCGAGCCAAGCCGACCCAAAGGCAAAGGGGAGGAGAGCGAGCCGUCAGACGAUGAAAUGCUGUCCCUGUCCAGUCAGAGGAGCAGCACCAGCACCGCCCCCUGCUCCAAACCAGAAGCCCCGGCCCCGGCCGAGCCUGCCCCCCCGGAGGACGUGGACCUCCUAGGGCUGGGAGGAGAGGACAUGGGUGCUCCCCCCACCUCGUCCUCCUCCUCUUCUGCUGCAGUCGGGACCACAGAUCUACUCGGAGACCUGUUUGGUGCCUCCCCAGGGGCAACCAGUGCCACGUCAUCUGCCCAGUCCACUCCACAAAGAGUACCGCCCAGCACGGCUUCGCCCUGCCCCUCACCCGCACCAGCUUUUGACCCGUUUGGCGCUGGACCCAUGCCAAAGCCCCAGGACAUGAUGGGCUCUCUUUUAGGACCAGGGCGCAGUUCUCCGGUUCCCCCGACCACGCCCACCGUCAAUAUACAGCAGCAGAACGCCAUGGGUGGCUGGGACUGGAACAAGCCGGCCACCACAAGCACAGGGGGCUUUGGCAUGGGCAGCCGCUCGGCCACCACCAGCCCCACCGGCUCCGUCCACAGCACCCCCACCCACCACAACAACACGCUAGACCCUUUCGCUGACAUCGGCAACCUGGGAGGCUCAGGGUUUUCCAGUAAACCCACUACUCCCACUGGCUCCACCCCCUCCUUCCCCCCGAUGGGUUCGCCGUCGCGACCUCCUCCCUCGCCGCAGCACGCCGGAGCCUGGCACCCCCACACGGGAGCGGGGUUCCCAUCUUGGCAGCCCGGAGGGGGAGGGGCAGGAGGAGGGGCCGGAUGGCAAGCACAAGGCUCCGCACCUCAGCCCAAACCCAGCCCGAGCCACGCCUCUGUGCCCCACACCUCGCCACAAAACAGACCCAACUACAACGUGUUCAUGGGAGGAGGGUCGCCCAGCGCAGCGGGCAAAGCACAGGCCGGCAUGGGAGCGAAGCCCAAAGUAUCUGAAGCGAACUUUGAUGACCUGUUGAGUGGGCAGGGCUUCGCUGGGACCAAAGAGAAGAAAGGGCCCAGGACGAUCGCAGAGAUGAGGAAGGAGGAGCUGGCUAAAGAGAUGGACCCAGAGAAACUAAAGAUAUUGGACUGGAUCGAGGGUAAAGAGCGUAACAUUCGGGCGCUCCUGUCCACCAUGCACACCGUGCUGUGGGAGGGGGAAACUCGCUGGAAGCCCGUGGGCAUGGCCGACCUCGUGACCCCAGAGCAGGUGAAGAAGGUGUACAGGAAGGCCGUCCUUGUCGUGCAUCCGGAUAAGGCGACCGGUCAGCCCUAUGAACAAUACGCCAAGAUGAUUUUCAUGGAACUGAACGACGCAUGGUCGGAAUUUGAAAGUCAAGGACAGAAACCUCUUUACUGAUGAGAUUCUACAGCCACAACAUCUGCUACAUCUGCAACGUCUGCGACAUCUGAGACAUCUGCAACAUCUGAGACAUCUGCCUUUAUAUGUUCCCUGCUCCGAAGCCCCUGGCUCUUUCCAGCGAGGACUACAACAGAGACACUCGCUUCUGAAGUGGAUCAAACUGAUAUUAAAGACUAAAUAUAACUCUAAGUACUGUAGGUAUGUGUGCAACUACUGUCCU